Brassica oleracea var. oleracea is the source of this 824-nucleotide messenger RNA. RefSeq lists its product as uncharacterized. NCBI's taxonomy places the organism in Eukaryota, Viridiplantae, Streptophyta, Magnoliopsida, Brassicales, Brassicaceae. The transcript is spliced from 7 exons. Bases 43 to 669 code for a protein of 208 amino acids. The record is from RefSeq and is a predicted model, not a curated record.
UAACAAUCACGAACGAUGCAAAUGAGAUAGGGAGAAGCAGCAAUGUCGUCGUCUUCUUUGCUGCGGUUUGGAAUCUCAAGGCCGUCUUCUUCUUAUAAGAAAUUAGUAAGCUCUCACUUCUUUGGGUUCGCUACGUCUUCUUUGUCAUGGGCAAACAACACACCUCACCACACAAAGCUCAAGCAAAAACAAAAGCUCUCUGUUAAAGGUUCAGCUCAAGAGAUUCCACAGACACUAGAAGAAGAUUCGAAGUUUGUACCUUUGGAUCCUCAAGAUCCUGUGUUCGGCCCUCCUGUUUUGCUGUUGCUUGGCUUUCAAAUUCAUGAAGCACAGAAGAUACAAGAGCUUCUUAAGGAGCUCGAUGGUGAAUUCAUGAAGAUUAUGUUAUGUACAGAAGAUAUGAUCCCACGUUCGUUAUGGGAAGCAGUUAACACAAGACAGACUGACCUGAAGAGAGUGAAAAUAGCGGAGUCGCUGCCCCGAAUCUGCUUCUUAUCUGGUUUGACAGGGGAAGAGAUGAUGAUGUUCAUUGAUGCAUUUCCAGAAUCUGGGCUAGAACCAGCUGUGUUUGCAGCUAUGGUUCCGAACAGCGCUGAUAAACCCAUCUCGGAGUUGAUGGAAGAAAUCAUGGGAGAUCAUGAGUUGUUGACCGGCAGCGGUUCCAGCUGAAGAAAGACAAGAGGACAGCUCUGGAAAGGCUCUUAUGUGUUUUGUUCCGCUAUGUGAACUCGAUCAGAUAAAAGAGUGUUGUGUUACUUGUGUUUACAUAACACAGAUAAUAUUAGUCAUUUUACAUAACAGAGAUAAUCUUAGUCAUUUUAUUA